AUGAUAAUAAAUGAAGAUGAAUAUAACGAAAAAAUAAGAGUCACUUCUAAUUGUUGGUUAAGUAAAUAUAAAAUAAAUAGUUUUGCUAAGAAAAAAAAAAAUUCAAAUUAUAAGAAUGUAGGAAAUUAUCCUAACUUCAAUAUAUGUUCUACUUCUGUUGCUUUGCCAAUUAUAAAGUUAAAAAAUGAUUUGGAUUGUAUAAGUGAAAAUAAGAAAAUAAAUAGAUUAAGAGAGAAAAAAAGUAAAGAGAAGAUACAAGAAAUAAAUUUUAAAAAUGAAGAUGAAAUUUCUUCUAUUCUACUAAGAAGUAAAGCCUUUAAUGAAACUUGGAAUUUAUUAAAUAAUUUUAUGAACUGUUUUAUUUAUAAUUACUUAAGUGAUAUGAUUGAAAAAGAAAUAAAUUUUUUAAAUAAUAAUUUAUGUUUUAAAGAUGAUAAAUUGUCGUUAUUGAUUAUAAAAACGCAAAGUUGCUCUUUUGUAAAUAUGUUGCAAUAUAGAAUUAUUUCUCGAAAAUUAAAAAAAUUAAAUAAUUGUGAUCCAAAAGAAAUAAAAGAAAAAAAUAUUUUAGAAGAUGAUAUAUUAAAUUAUAAAAAUUCAAAUAACCAAUUAAAAUCCUUUAGACUACUAAAAAAAGAAAAAUAUAUUAUAUCUUGCAUAAUAAAUGUUUAUUCAAACGAUACAAUAGAAGGAAUAAUUAGUAGGAUUAUUAAAAAAAUUAAUUCUAAUGCUUUUAUGAAAAUGGACAAAAACAAUUUAAAUGACUCAUUUAAUAAAAUAUUAAAAAAAAAAAAUUGCGUUUUAAUUAUUUUUAUGAAUAACUAUUUGAAAUUAAAAGCAGCUACCUUUACUGGGCUUUUGUUGUAUUUGACACAUCUAAAAGAACUAAAUUCAGUAAAUAUUAGUGUUAUUAUAACUAAUAAUUGCUUAUUAUCUGCACUAAAUAAUUUAGAUUAUUUUAUUAAAAAAAACUUUCAUGUUAAUAUUUGUAACUUAUAUUUAAAUUAUUAUAAUUUAAUAGAAAAUAUUAUAUUUUUCCCUAUUUUUAAUAAUAUUUUAUUUAAGAUAAAAGAAUAUAGCUCUUUAAUAGAUCACAUAUUUUUUGGUAAUCAUGAUUUUAGUUUUCUAAAGUUAAAAUAUUUUUUUUAUUUGUUUGUACGAGAUUUUUAUGACAAAAAAAUGUUAUCUUUUUUAAACAUUCCUUUAAUUUAUUUUAAUAUUAGCAAUGAAAUAACAACAAAAUCAAAUAAAAAAGAUGACUAUACUAAUAGUUUCGAUGAAUUUAAAUUUAACAUAAUUGAAUCUUAUGAUUUAAUUGAUGUGCAAAAUAUUCAUGAGAAAUUUAUUCUUUUGCUAUAUGCAAGUAAUUUUUAUGAGAAGCAUAUUAAUCAUUUAAAAUAUAAAAGCAGUUAUCACUAUUUAUAUAUUGUAAAUCAAAAAGAUAAGAAAAAAAGUGAGAAAAAUAUGAAAAAGAACAACGAAAAUAAUAAUAACAGAAAUAAUUCACCAUUGUUACUAAAAAGGAAAAGAGAAAAUAAUCAAAGUGCUAAUACCACUAGUAAAUCAAAUGAUCAUAUAACAAAUUUUGAAAAAGAAAGUAUAAUGAAAAAGAAAAAUGAUAAAAUAAGAAAUUGUGAUAAGGAAGAAAUAGAAGAAAAAGAAGAAAAAUAUAUUGAAAAUAGAUGUAAAAAAAAAAAAAAAAUGACUUUAAAAUAUUCAGAUACAUUCUUUGAAGAAAACGCUGAUGUUCUAAACAAAAGAAUCCUCAGUAAAAGAAAAAAAGAAAAUGAGUUUCUUUUUAAUUGUAUAAAAAAUUUUAAUUUCAUGAAGUAUGAAUAUGAACAAUACUAUUCUAAUAAUAGUAGUUUAAAUAAAAAAAUCAUUAAUAGUAAGACGGAAAAUAAUAAUAAUAAUUAUUAUGAUGAUGAUGAAAAGAGUGAGUUAAGUAAGCAUAUGAAAAAUAAUAAUGAAAAAGAAUGCAUAGUAAAUGAAACUAAUAUAAAUGAAUUAUUUUUUCAAGCAAAAAAUGAUAGUAUCAAAAAAAAAUUAAAAAUUAAUGGAAACUUCAAAAACUAUUAUCUUCAGAAUUAUUCCAUAAGUUAUUUAUCGGAAGGCUUAUCACCAAUAAACAGGCUAGUUAAUAGAGACUUUAUGGAAAAUUGUAACAUACUAAAGCAAUAUACAAUAAAUAAUUUAUCAAUUCAUAUGAAAUAUGAACAUAAUUUUGAUUCUUUUAAAAUUCUUAAGAAAGAAUGGAAUAAUAAUGAAUAUAAGAAAAUACAUAAAUAUGAACAAAUGGUUUCAAGCAUAGAAAUAUACCUUAAUAAAGAAGAAAAAAAAAGAAAAAGAAACAAAAAAUAUAUAAACAUGGAAGAAGAUAUUACAGAACAUAAAAAGAAUGAAGAAGAAAACACAAAAAAAAUGUUAUUACUAUAUUUGCAUAAAUGUUUAAUUAUAUCUAUUAGUAAAAAAAUGAUCGAUUUUUUAUAUAAAAAGAAAAAAUAUAACAUAUGUCUUGCAAUUAUUAAUAUAAUCUUAAAAAACAUACCAACUUAUUCAUCAUUAAGAAGAAGAAUAAAAUUUUUAAAAGAGUUAUAUAAAAAAUAUGAACAAAAAUUUUAUAUAAAAACAUUGGAAGACCUCCAAAAAGCGAAUGAAGAAAUUGAAAAAGAGCUAAAACAAACUUUGAACACAAUAUGUGAUAUCCUUAUAAAUCUUUAUAUUAAAAAAAUUAAUUUAUUAAAAAAAAUAUUAGAUGAUAUUUAUGAUUUUUUAAAAAAUAUUUCAUAUGUUAAUAAAUUAGAAAGUUAUGUUAACCAAAAUAAUUCAUUAAAUAUGUCUAUUUUUUUUGAAAAAUUAAAUCAUUUAAUCACUUUUAUUAGUUUUUACAUUGAUUUAAAAAAAAAAAAAGGAAAUAAUUUUGAUGAAAUAAAAAGCAAUGUAAGUUUUUUAAAUCAAGAAAAUCUUAUUAUAAACAAUGAAUCAAAUAAAAUAAGUUCUUAUUUUCACAAUAAUCGUAUUUGUGAAACACCAAAAAAAAAAAAUUUCACAAAUAAUUUUAAUAUCAAUAAUGAACAAAUAAAAUCAAAAAAAAAUCAAAUAAAUAACAAUAUAUAUAAUGAUGAAGUAACAGAAAAAAUUUCCAAUAUAAAAAAUGAGGAAUGUCAUUCAAAACACAUGCUAAAUGAUUUUAUCAGCCCUGAUAUAUGUAAUCAAAAAUAUAAUGCAAAUGGCAUUAACCUAAAUUUAGAAGAAAAAAAACAAAAGAAAUGUAGCACAGAAAAAUAUUUUAACAAUUUCAAUGAUUCUAGUAUUGACUUAAAUAUUCUUGAAUUACUUCUCGUUUUCUUUUGUGAAUAUUUUUAUUUUCUUUUAUUUCCAUGCAUAUUUCUGUUACCAUUAGCAAGUGAAUGCAUAACACAUUAUCAUGGUUCAGAAUUUUUUGAUAUCUUUAAUAUUAACUUGCAAAUGAAAUUGUUACACAUUCUUUAUUACAAUAAAUUGGAUAUUAAAAAUAUAAACAAUUCUAAUAUUUUUUUAAAUCACAACUUUCAUCAAAUCAAAAAUACUAUAAAAAUUUGCGAUAACACAGAUAAAGGUAGCAUAAAUAAUACUGUCAAUAAAGCAAGUGAAAUGCUUCCUUUUGAUAACAUAGAAAAUAAAUCUAAAAUUGAAGAUGUUGUAAUUAUAUUUAAAAUAAUGGAGAAUAUGAAAGCAAAAUAUAUAAAUGGAUGUAAUAUGUUUCUUGAAUACAUUAAUAUAAAAUUAAAUUCAAAUUAUAAUGAGAACAAUAAAAAGGAAUCGGUAUGUGGAGAGACUUUUCAAGAAUUAUUUUAUCAAUUUAUUAUAGCAGUCAUGUCUCUUUUUUAUUUUAUGAAAAUGAUUUAUAUCCCAUCAUCUUUUGUAAAAAGUAAAAAUGAAUUAGAAGUAUCAACAAAUUACGAUGAGAAUUAUACAAAUAUUGAUAAGAAAAAUAGUAUUCAGAAAAAUCUUGCUGAAGAAAAAAUAAAAGGUGUAGAAGUAGAUUCAGAAAAAAUAUCUGAUGGAAAAAAGUUAACUAAGAAUAGCUUUUCAGUAAGUGAAGAACCAAUAUCGUCCUUUGAUAAUGAAAAAUGUAAAGAAUAUUUUAAAUAUAAAAAUUAUAUUUUAGAUAAGUUAUGCCAUAUUAAUAUAAAAAAAUUAAUAUUUGGAAAAAAUUAUGUUUUCUGA
Molecule: messenger RNA, 4206 nt
Organism: Plasmodium relictum
Lineage: Eukaryota; Apicomplexa; Aconoidasida; Haemosporida; Plasmodiidae
Product: conserved Plasmodium protein, unknown function
Exons: 1
Coding region: 1-4206 (1401 amino acids)
Source: RefSeq, a predicted model, not a curated record